AUGCAGAAGGGAAUACGACUUAAUGAUGGUCAUGUCACCUACCUGGGGCUUUUGGCGAAAAAGGAUGGUACGAGGCGAGGGUGCUUGAGCAAAAAGAGCUCAGACAACACGAAAUGGCACACAAAGUGGUUUGCUUUGUUACAAAAUGUGCUCUUUUAUUUUGAGAACGAGUCCAGCUCUCGACCCUCGGGAUUAUACCUGUUGGAGGGAUGCAUAUGCGACAGGGCGCCUUCACCCAAACCUUCACAGUCAGCCAAGGAGUGUUUGGAAAAGCAGUACUAUUUCACUGUCAGCUUCACCCAUGAAAACCAAAAGGCGCUCGAGUUACGCACAGAAGAUGUAAAGGACUGCGAUGAAUGGGUGGCUGCAAUAUCACACGCCAGUUACAGAAACUUGGCCAACGAGCAUGAGACUCUCAUGCAGAAGUAUCUUCAUCUGCUUCAGAUUGUGGAGACGGAGAAAACAGUUGCUAAGCAACUUCGACAACAGAUAGAAGAUGGGGAAAUAGAGAUUGAGAGGCUUAAGUCAGAGAUCGCCGGGCUGCUCAAAGACAACGAAAAGAUUGGCUCCAGCCCAGCGGCCGUCCCAACCGAUGACGACACAGAAAUCAAGAAAAUCAAAAAAGUCCAGAGCUUCCUGCGAGGCUGGAUCUGCAGGAGGAAGUGGAAGACAAUCAUCCAGGAUUACAUCCGCUCACCACAUGCAGAGAGCAUGAGGAAGAGGAACCAGGUGGUGUUCAGCAUGUUGGACUCGGAGGCCGAGUACGUCCAGCAGCUUCACAUCCUGGUGAACAACUUCCUGAGGCCGCUGCGCAUGGCGGCCAGCUCCAAGAAACCGCCCAUCACUCACGAUGAUGUCAGCAGCAUCUUCCUCAACAGUGAAACUAUUAUGUUUCUACAUCAGAUAUUUUACCAGGGUCUAAAAGCCAGAAUAGCAAGCUGGCCGACAUUAGUGCUGGCCGACCUGUUCGACAUCCUGCUGCCCAUGCUGAACAUCUACCAGGAGUUUGUGAGGAACCACCAGUACAGCCUGCAGAUCCUGGCUCACUGCAAGCAGAACCGUGACUUUGACAAGCUGCUGAAGCAGUACGAGGCCAAGCCCGACUGCGAGGAGAGGACUCUCGAGACCUUCCUCACCUACCCCAUGUUCCAGAUUCCCCGCUACAUUCUUACGCUCCACGAACUUCUGGCCCACACACCCCAUGAACAUGUAGAGAGAAACAGUCUGGACUACGCCAAAUCUAAGCUGGAGGAGCUUUCCAGAAUCAUGCACGACGAAGUGAGCGAGACCGAAAACAUCAGGAAGAACCUGGCGAUAGAGCGUAUGAUCGUAGAGGGCUGCGAGAUUCUCCUCGACACCAGCCAGACAUUCGUGAGACAAGGGUCUCUCAUCCAGGUGCCGAUGAGCGAGAAGGGCAAGAUCACCCGUGGGCGACUGGGCUCUCUGUCUCUGAAGAAGGAGGGGGAGAGGCAGUGCUUUCUCUUCUCCAAGCAUUUAAUCAUCUGCACCAGGGGUUCUGGGGGAAAGCUUCAUCUCACCAAGAAUGGAGUAGUCUCGCUUAUAGACUGCACUCUUAUGGAGGACCCGGAGGGGACAGACGAUGAGUCCAAAUCAGACAAGAGCGGCCAGGACAUGGAGCACCUGGACUUCAAGAUUGUCGUGGAGCCAAAGGACAGCCAGUCAUUCACAGUCAUCCUGGUCGCCUCCUCGAGGCAGGAAAAGUCUGCAUGGACCAGUGACAUCAGCCAGUGCAUAGACAACAUCCGCUGCAAUGGGCUGAUGAUGAAUGCCUUCGAAGACAACUCCAAAGUCACAGUGCCACAGAUGAUCAAGUCAGAUUCAAGUCUGUAUUGCGAUGAUGUCGACAUCCGCUUCAGUAAGAUGAUGAACUCCUGCAAGGUGCUGCAGAUCCGCUACGCCAGCGUUGAGCGCCUGCUGGAGAGACUGACCGACCUUCGUUUCCUCUCCAUCGACUUCCUCAACACCUUCCUGCACUCCUAUCGCGUGUUUACCACCGCCGAUGUGGUGCUAGACAAGCUCAUCACCAUCUACAAGAAGCCCAUCAGUGCCAUCCCUGCUCGGUCCCUGGAGUUAUUCUUUGCCAGCAGUCAGAACAGUAAACUCCUGUAUGGAGAGCCUCCCAGCUCCCCCAGGGCCAGCAGAAAGUUCUCCUCCCCACCUCCUCUCGCUAUCGCCAAGAAUUCAUCCCCAAACCGCCGGCGCAAGCUCUCCCUCAACAUCCCCAUCAUCACUGGGGGCAAAGCUCUUGACCUGGCUGCCCUCAGCUGCUCCUCAAAUGGCUAUGCAAGCAUGUACUCAUCCAUGUCCCCAUUCAGCAAGACCACCUUGGACAUCAACAAACUGUACGUGUCCAGCCCCAUCUCCAGCAAAAUCCCAGAUGAGGGAGAGGACAAGAAGGACAAAGUGGAGGACGCUUCAGUGUGCAAACAAGAUCUCUCUGUACGAGAAGAAAGUGACAACGAUCAAAACCAGAGUGAUGACGGGGACGCAGAGACCUCUCCCACCAAGUCACCAACCACCCCGAAAAACAUCAAAUGCAAAAACUCCUCAGAGUUCUCCCUGUUUUCCUACAACAAUGGCAUGGUGAUGUCCUCGUGUCGAGAGCUGGAUAACAACCGCAGUGCCCUGUCUGCUGCCUCAGCCUUUGCUAUUGCUACAGCUGGAGCCAAUGAGGGCACACCUACCAAGGAAAAAUAUCGGCGGAUGUCCCUCGCCAGCACUGGUUUCCCAACAGAUCAGAGAAAUGGAGACAAGGAGUUUGUGAUCAGACGAGCAGCGACCAACAGAGUCCUGAAUGUGCUGCGGCACUGGGUGUCCAAACACUCUCCGGACUUUGAGAGUAACAAUGAGCUGAAGACAAAAGUUAUUGCCUUCCUGGAGGAAGUGAUGCACGACCCUGAGCUGCUGACCCAGGAGAGGAAAGCAGCAGCAAACAUCAUCAGGACUCUAACUCAGGAAGAUCACGGUGACAAUCAGAUCACCCUUGAAGACGUGACACAACUGGUGGGAGAAGGGAAGGCCGAGCCCUUUGAGAACCACUCUGCGCUGGAGAUCGCAGAACAGCUCACUCUGCUGGACCACCUGGUGUUUAAGGUCAUCCCAUACGAGGAAUUCUUCGGACAAGGCUGGAUGAAGAAUGACAAAAAUGAGAAGACGCCGUACAUCAUGAGAACAACAAAGCACUUCAACGAUAUAAGCAACCUUAUUGCCACAGAGAUCCUGCGCUGUGACGACGUGGUCACUCGAGUGGUGGUCAUAGAGAAAUGGGUGGCUGUGGCCGACAUCUGUCGCUGUCUCCACAACUACAACGCCGUGCUCGAGAUCACCUCCUCCCUUAACCGCAGCUCUGUCUUCCGCCUCAAGAAGACCUGGCUCAAGGUUUCCAAGCAGACGAAAGCAUUGAUUGACAAGCUGCAGAAGCUGGUCUCAUCAGAGGGGAGGUUCAAAAACCUGAGAGAGGCUUUGAAGAACUGUGAUCCUCCCUGUGUGCCCUAUCUGGGGAUGUACCUUACUGACCUGGCUUUCAUCGAGGAGGGAACGCCAAACUACACCGAAGACAACCUGGUCAACUUCUCGAAGAUGAGAAUGAUUUCUCACAUCAUCAGAGAAAUCAGGCAGUUUCAGCAAACAGCAUACAAAGUUGACCUGCAACCAAAGGUAGCCCAGUAUCUACUGGAUAAUAGCUUUGUUCUGGAUGAAGAAAGCAUGUACGAAGCCUCACUCAGAAUUGAGCCUAAAGUGCCCAACUGAUGAGGAAGCUGGUCGUCCACAUUAUCUCCUCUGUUAAUAUUACACAUCAGUUAACAUACACAUCAACUUUUGUAUAGUUGUACAUGUUUAAGAUAUUUGCUCUUCUGUACAGUAGAUGUUUAAGGUUGUUGACGUCACAAAACCUUUCAGUGUAUAUUUUAUGUUUGUUAUCGUUGCCAUGACGCCACCUGCUUUAAGGAUUUAUUUUUUAUUUUUGGGGGGUAUUUCAAGCAUAAUAACAGAGGUCUCUUUGGUUGCACACGACUGUGUCCUCUCAGUGACCAAUGACAUUAUUUUGCAUCAUCUCAUACUAUGUUGACUUUGCACUUUCUGAGCAUUCGUGCUGCCGGCCGUUGUUCUCUUUGCUUGAGUUUUAUCGAUGACUGAGUUUCUCUGCAACCAAUGUAGCAUUGUAAAAAUGUAACUGCAUCAAAUCAGGUAAAAGAGCACAGAGAAUACAGCUGUAUUUAAAGAUAGGGGACAAUGAUCAGUGGAGGCGACAGAGAGGUACACGAAGCAUAACUGUCUCUGUGCUUCCCGAGCCAAAACAAGAGGGAUUUGUUUUUUCAUUUUUGCUCUCUGAAGUCAGAGGUUCCCAACCAUGUUUAGCACUGCAGACAGUUUUUAUAUUGACGAUAUCAUUGCGGACAAGCCCCAUGGAAUAGGCCGGCGAUUAAAAGGAAAACAGAGCUACUAACACUGAAUGAGUGGUCAGUGUGCUGAUGGAGACAUCAGGAGCCAAAUGCUAACAUCAGCAUGCUAACAUGCUCAUGUUUACCAUUUGCGCCAUCUUUGUUUAGUGUCUUAGCAUGCUGACGUUUGCUAAUAACCCCUAACAAUUCAAUUCAGUCCAAAACACUCUAUUAGACAAUAUGGGGCGGCACAUAAAUAAAGGUAACACUAUAUAGGAAAUUUUAAAAAUACUUUCAAAUGCAAGGAAAGCUGUACACAUUACCUAUAACACGUAAACCUAAUAUAAGCUGUAGCCUACUAAUAACGAUAACGACAUGAGAAUAAAGUGCAAACACACAAACUAACACAAAGUACAGCUAAGGCCGAUGGGAAUGUUGUUAGUUUUGCAGGUAUUUGAUCAAAAGUAUUUAACAAAUUUGAAAGGUCCACAAGAUUUACGGAAUCUAUCGGCAGAAAUAGUAUAUAAUAUUCAUAACUAUAUUCUCAUUCAUUAGUUUAUCAUCACCUGAAAAGUUAUAACUGUACUUUUGUUACCUUAGAAUUUGUUUGAUUACCUUAUAGUUACAUCACCAUAGCUCUCCUACCCCAGGAGUAGGCAGCCUGCAGCUCUGGAGCCACAUUCAGCUCUUCGUGCCCUUUGACAAAAACAAAAAAAAAUCAUAUGGAAAUUAAUUUUAAUAUUCAUUUAUUAGUGCUGUAUGCCUAAAGUGAUUCUGACACUCUUCACCUGUAAAACAUGUAGACUAUAUACUGAAUAAAAAUAACUUUAUUUAACAACAACAUUUAGACAACAGAAAUAUGGGUCAGUCACCUUCAGCUCAGCGCCUUUCCACUACAUUUUGCCAAAUCUUAAUAGCAGUGGCUACAGUAGUCUCAAGUCUUCCUCGUUUGGCUUGCUAUGAUUUUCAAAUCCAAAAAGGAAAAGUUUUGGAAGACAACAGAAUUUAAUAGUGUGUGAAGAGAUGUGUUUGCUUCUACCACCAACUUUGCAAAGUUAAAGUUCCAAAUAAUCAUAAAUAGCCCACUGCAGUGCCACCUGGUGGUAAAACAUGUUAAUGAAUGCUCAUUUAGACCUUUAAAAAUGAUUCCUGAUCUAGAACGGCUCCUUUGAUAGUGAAGGCUGCCGACCCCUGUCCUACAUGCUUGGCACACAGGAGAACUUUCAGCUCUGCAACCUCACCACUAGAUGCCACUAAAUCCUACUUACUGGACCAGGGCUAUUCAAUUACAAAUUCAAUUGUGACAGACUUUUUCAGCAACCUACUGAAAACCUUUUUUAGCUCUCUCUCUCUCACACACACACACAUACACACACACAUAUACACACACUGUAUAUACAUAUAUUA
Messenger RNA from Epinephelus lanceolatus (giant grouper), 5810 nucleotides. It is a transcript of the gene rasgrf1, whose product is annotated as Ras protein specific guanine nucleotide releasing factor 1. Gene Ontology annotation, molecular function: guanyl-nucleotide exchange factor activity. Gene Ontology annotation, cellular component: plasma membrane. The record is from RefSeq and is a predicted model, not a curated record. Lineage: Eukaryota; Metazoa; Chordata; Actinopteri; Perciformes; Serranidae. Gene Ontology annotation, biological process: Ras protein signal transduction.